Messenger RNA from Merops nubicus (carmine bee-eater), 700 nucleotides. RefSeq names its product kelch domain-containing protein 2-like. NCBI's taxonomy places the organism in Eukaryota, Metazoa, Chordata, Aves, Coraciiformes, Meropidae. The annotation marks the transcript as partial. The transcript is spliced from 7 exons. Gene Ontology annotation, molecular function: protein binding. The record is from RefSeq and is a predicted model, not a curated record.
CGAAAUGGCCGACGAGAACGACGACCUGCAGGCCGAGGAGGAGCUCCCUGCCCCAGCUGAGGAGAGCUUUGAGCAGCUGGAGCACGACAGCCCCGCCGAGCGCAGCGGGCACGUGGCCGUCACCGACGGGCGCCGCAUGUACGUCUGGGGAGGAUACAAGAAUGCCCAAGUUAGGGGAUUUUAUGACUUCUAUCUGCCUAGAGAUGAAAUAUGGAUCUACAACAUGGAAACUGGAAGAUGGAAGAAGAGCAAAACAGAGGGAGACAUUCCCCCCUCCAUGUCUGGGAGCUGUGCUGUGUGUGUGGACAGAGUGGUGUACCUCUUUGGAGGGCACCACGCGCGGGGCAACACAAACAAGUUCUACAUGUUGAAUUCCAGAUCCACGGACAAAGUGCUGCAGUGGGUCAGAGUGGAGUGUGAGGGGGUGCCCCCUUCCUCCAAGGACAAACUCGGAGUUUGGGUUUACAGAAACAAGCUGAUAUUUUUUGGAGGGUAUGGUUAUUUUCCUGAGGGGAAACAACGGGGAACGUUUGAAUUUGAUGAAACCUCUUUUUGGAAUUCAGGUCUUCCUAGAGGAUGGAACGACCACGUGCACGUUCUGGACACUGAAACUUUUACUUGGAGCCAGCCUAUAACUACGGGUAAAACCCCCUCGCCACGAGCUGCCCACGCCUGUGCCACCGUGGGGAACAGAGGCUAC